Molecule: messenger RNA, 11491 nt
Organism: Pecten maximus
Lineage: Eukaryota; Metazoa; Mollusca; Bivalvia; Pectinida; Pectinidae
Exons: 17
Coding region: 376-8544 (2722 amino acids)
Source: RefSeq, a predicted model, not a curated record
UCCCUAGCUCUCGUCCUAGUAGCACGCAUACCUAAUUUUCUUGUUAAAUAUACAAUAUUCUCUAUAAAACAACAGCCCGCUAUACACCUGGCGACACUUUCUGAUGGGCACACCUGAGGACCACUCCUUGCUUGGCCUAGCACGAGUGCCGUUUUUCAGUCUAAGUUCGACUAUUUUUGUGUUUUCGACUGGAUGGAAGUAUAUUCUUCAUUGGAACAUUUUAAACUAAAUAUUUCCAAAUAUGCGUGCUUGUUUUCGAGGUAAUUGGACCACACAUGUUCCUAACACAUGCGUGCAUGUUUAGCAUAGUUACAAUGUGACCUGUUUAUUGUGUUGGUUUAAUUAGAACAGUCCGUGAUUAGAAUAAUUAAUACAAUGAGUUUAAUGAAGAAGAGAUCUAGCUUCGGCAAGAAAUAUUCAGAUACAAUUUUCAACGUUCAAGAUGAGCACCAGGGUACAUACCGGAAGUUGUCGGAGGAGGAGCAGGUGCAGAUGCGGAGAGCUAGUUCCGAAGACACUCCUCCAAAAGUUACAAAAAAGCGCAUACGGCCUUUAAGCUUUACUUACGGCCAAGACUUGGCUCGAUCUAUCAGUGAAAAAUUCAAGAGAAAGUCAAAGGGAAGCCCCAAAAGUCCGAAAAAUUCUAAACACCUUACUUCCGGUCAGUUGAAACAAAACGUCGAGCGUAGUGACAGUUUCCCCGGAAGUGCAUCGAACACAGUACAAAAUGUGGCAGGAAUAACUGACAACCUAACCGGAAGUCGAGAUAAAACACCUACUGAACACAAAGCAGAAACAUUUCGACCAAGGGAGAUAAUAGAAAAUAUCCCGAAAAGACGAGUUGUAAGCGCCGAAAUGAACAUUCGUCCCGUUUCCGCGUCAUUUGUAGAAGGUCUGGUAAAGGGAACGACCACGCCUCCGUUAACUCCUCCACUUCCGGUUGCAAAAUCAAACUCGAGUGAACCAUCGGAUAAUUAUUACGUCAAAUGCGGAGAUAAAAACGGUAGCAUCAAAGAUGACAGCGAUAAAAUUAAAAGACGAAAAAAGAAAAAGACACAUUCAUCGUCAUCUUCGUCUUCAUCCUCAUCAUCGUCAUCUUCUGAUACCGAGGCCGACAUGAAGACGAGCGACAAAGGUGUUGUACCGAAAGAAAGAUGUAUUUCGUAUUACGGUCCAGUUGUUAUGGACGGAAAGACUCUGAGGCUUCCAACCCAGGGGACGGGCAUGCGCAGGUACCACAGUCUCACGCUUCCUUGCUGGGACGGGACUGUCAUUAAGGAUGGCAGAAUUAUAGACGAAAAUGAUACUUCACCAACGUCACUUCUGCUGGAGUUUGAAAAACCGAAAGUGAAAAGUUCCGGAAGCGGUUAUCCUUUUAUCAAUUUCAGAUCAAAAACUUUAGAGUCACGUCCGAAGUCCAUUGACGUCACCAAGGAAACUGAUAUCGGACAGAACCAACUGGACUUCGAAGUCAGAAAACCAAAGCUGAUAUAUUCCUCGAGGAUAGACAUAGGACCGAAUGGAAAUAAUGAAACAGGGAGACCAAACCGGAACCGGAAGUCGACAUCAUCACUGUCUGAUCUGAGUAAUUCAGAUUCAGAGUGUAAGACUCCAGAAAUAUCUGUUCGCCCAAAAGUGAUUUCAAGAGCCGCUUCUGAAGAGAGAACACCCGGAUCUGUGACUAGUCCUCUGAGAGCUGACGACCCUGACUUAUCGUACACUGUGACUAGUCCUCUGAGAGCUGACGACCCUGUAUUAUCGUACACUGUGACUCGUCCUCUGAGAGCUGACGACCCUGUAUUAUCGUACACUGUGACUCGUCCUCUGAGAGCUGACGACCCUGUAUUAUCGUACACUGUGACAAGUCCUCUGAGAGCUGACGACCCUGUAUUAUCGUACACUGUGACAAGUCCUCUGAGAGCUGAUGACCCUUUAUUAUCGUACACAACAGCUGAUAUAGCGGCGGGACUGAAUCAAGCACGUCAGCAUUCCACAGACGAUUCACCGGUAGAGGAGAAAAUAGAACCGUCAACAGUCGCCAGGACCGAUACUAGUCCGUGCGGGAAACAUUCACCACCACAACCGGAAGUAGUCGUUAACUCUAAGGAAGCAUCGCCUGUCGCCAAUUCCGACGUUGUUCCUCCUUCACGGCAAAGUUCAGAUCGACGCCUGCUGAAACAAAAUAAUACUGAUGGAAGUUUGGAUGUUUCAUUAGAGAAGAAUGACGAAAAUCAAAACCUUGAAAUAUGCCCUGAACAAAUCAGCACAGACACGAAUGUUGUAAAGAACCACAGCGACACGACGAAGGACAAUCAAUCGAGUAAGGGUGACAGGUACAAAUCGAACGGGAACAGCAUCGCCAUAUCUAGUGCCAAUACGGGAAGCGUGGAGGAAGAGUUUGCACAACUUCUUGAUCUGAACGAUUCGUCUAUAGAAGAAACGUAUACAGAAGAGGUGUUACCUCUACGGAUCAUAGUGGAAGACGACGUAUGUCUUCCGGAAAAUCCUUCGUCACACACAUCCACAAGCUCCAGGUCUGACGAAGAAACACCAAACGAAGCGAAAUCUCAAAACGUAGCUGACACCAGGAGACCUAUUCCGGUACCAAGAAGAAGUCAAAGUGUCACAAAUCAGGAACCACAAGAUGGAUAUUCCUCGGAGGAAAGUACUCCAAAGAAUAACUCUCAUAUAGAGCGGAAAUCAUCUACCUCAUCUUCAUCCUCGUCAGGCUCUGAUAGUACCUCUGACCGAAAGUAUGUUUUACAAUCACAAGAAGAAAACAUUAAACCGGAAGUGGGUUCAGGUAAUAUUUUAUCAGAAAUAGACUGUGAACAGGAAGCAAAGGAAAAACGACAGAGAUCAAACUCCUCAUCGUCUACAUCAUCAUCGUCAUCGUCAUCCUCAUCCUCAUCCUCUUCAGGUCAUAAGUCAUCAAGUCCGAAAGUACAAGCGGAUCCGAAAGUUGUUCCACUAGAAAAGGAAUGUAGAAGAAAGCUUGAACCGGAAGUUCUUGCCACAGUCAAUAAUGAAACAGAAUUAAAACCUAAAUCUGAAAUUAUUAUCAGCCCAACUGUAAAUACCCCGGAUAUUCCAGAGGUAAAGAUAAAGGAUGCUUUAACUGCUGAGAUCAAAGACCUGCCCGCCGUUGAAAUCAAGGAAGUUGAAAUAAAAAGUACACCUGCUGUUGAUAUUGGGGAAAUACCUGCGUAUUUCGAAUUAAAGGAUAUUCCCCCUGUUGAAAUAAACGCCGUUCAAGAAAUCGAAAUACAGGGUAUCCCCGCUGUUGAAAUAAAGGAAAUCCCUGCCAUUAAAAUCAGGGAUAUUCCAGAGUACCUUGAAAUAAAAGAUAUUUCAUCUGUUGAAGUCAAAAAUGUUCCAGAAGCCAAAAUUAAGGAUGUCCCUGCUUUUGAAAUCGAAGACAUUCCAGAUUACAUUGAAGUAACAGAUAUUCCCUCUGUUGAAAAGAAGAAAGUUCUUGUCGUUGAAAUUAAGGGUACCCCCGCUGUUGAAAUCAAGGACCUUCCAGAUUAUCUUGAAGUAACAGAUAUUCCCUCUGUUGAAACCAAGAACGUUCCUGUCGUUGAAAUUAAGGAUACCCCCACCAUUGGAAUCAAGGACAUUUCGGAUGUUGUAAUAAAGGAUGUUCCUUCAGUUGAAAUAAAGAAAAAUACAGAAGAUGAAAUAAAAUACAUCCCGGUUGUUGAAGUAAAGACAAUCCCUUGUGUUUCAAUCCAAAACAAGUCAGAUGAGGCAGUUUACGUCGCACCAGAGGAAAUAAAUGGUGUUCUCAAGGUUCCAAACGAUCUGAAACAAGAAAAGAAGGAGACGGCAUCAAUCAAACUGCCUGAUUCUAAGUCAGUCUGGAACCAGUCAUUUUCAUCCUCAUUUUCUGACGGAGCCUAUGAGACGCCAGAAGAGGAAAUAAAAACAUCCCCAAGAGGUGUUCCAAGUGUACCCUGUAUUCCAGACAUUUCGUCUGGCGGUCACGAUCAGAAUUCUAUAUACGAAGAACCUUUCAAAAGUCGACGUCGCUCUUCUAGCUCGUCGUCGUCGUCGUCGUCGUCGUCGUCGUCGCCAUCCGGAUCCGAUAGAUCACGUGACCGGGGUAGAGUUAAAAAGAAGCCGGAAAUGAACGUUAAAUCCGACCUUGAAUUUAAAGACACCGUUAUUAGCGUGGCAGAGGAAAACGACAUUCCGGAAUGUGUAUAUGACGUCAUAGUUGUAAGAGAGUCGAGCCCAAAAAACAGCGGAACGGACGACAUUCCACCAACACCUCCUCCGAGAAGGAAUCGAAAGACGAAGAACAAUAACAGGAAGUCGCCAGAACAGAACCGGAAGUCGUCAUCAUCCUCGUUAUCGAGUUUAGAUAGUCCAGAACCCGCCGGAAAUACGCCAUCAUCCUUCAGAAACAAAGAUAUACAGAGUGUAUAUGACUCGAUUCUAGAAGGUAGCUUGAUGAAGGAUAGAGACACGAUUGACUUGGAAUUUCUGAAGCGACACCAGAAAGCUUUCCCAAAAAGCAGACAUAAUCAUUGCGAUUCCGAGGACGCUCCUGACUCAAAUAUGGAUACAGAGAUACCGAACCAGGUUGUGACAGAUGACGUCAUCUUGCCAACCACACAAAGUUCCCUAACCCAACAGAGUCCCACACCUAAAGGGGUAUCAUUAGAACAUGACGCUUACUAUCAAAACAUUAGCAACAAAGAAGAAAGAACUUGUGAACCAAAUAGGUCAUUCGACGUAGACGUAACAAAAUCACGCCGAUACAGCACUUCAUCAGAUGAAAGUAAAAAUAACACUCGACGACGAAGCUCUUCAUCAAAUGGAAAGAAAAUGAAAAAUGGUCGGCGCAGUAUUUCUUCUGGUGAUGAUGAAAAGAAAAAUCAACGACAUAGCUCAUCAUCAGAUGAAAAGAAAAAGAAAAAUCAUCGGCGCAGCAAUUCUUCAGACGAUGAUAAAAAGAAAAGUCGACGCCGAAGCUUAUCACCGGAUGAAAAGAAAAAGAAAAAUCGUCGGCGCAGCAAUUCUUCAGACGAUGAUAAAAAGAAAAGUCGACGUCGAAACUUAUCACCGGAUGAAAAGAAAAAGAAAAAUCGGUGGCGCAGCAAUUCUUCUAGUGAUGAUAAAAAGAAAAGUCGACGCCGAAGCUUAUCACCGGAUGAAAAGAAAAAGAAAAAUCGGUGGCGCAGCAAUUCUUCUAGUGAUGAUAAAAAGAAAAGUCGGCGACGAAGCUCUUCAUCCGAGGAAAGGAAAAAGAAAAACCGUCGGCGCAGUAUUUCUUCCGGUGAUGAUAAAAAGAAAAGUCGACAGCGAAGCUCUUCAUCCGAGGAAAGGAAAAAGAAAAACCGUCGGCGCAGUAUUUCUUCCGGUGAUGAUAAAAAGAAAAGUCGACAGCUUAGCUCAUCAUCAGAUGAAAGGAAAAAGAAAAACCGGCGGCGCAGCAAUUCUUCUAGUGAUGAUAAAAAGAAAAAUCGACGGCAUAGCUCUCCGUCAAAUGAAGGAAAAAAGAAAAAUCGUCGGCGCAGCAUUUCUUCUGGCGAUGAUGAAAAGAAAAUUCGACGACGGAGUACUUCAUCAAGCGAAGACAGAAAUAUAUCGCGUCGACCGAACAGAUCAGAUUUAUACAAAAAGAAAGCUCGUCGAUGUAGCACUUCGUCAGAGGAAGACGAGGUACUCCGACGACGAAGCUCCUCUUCAGGAAGAGAAGAAAGGAAACCCCGUGGACCCAGUACUCCACUAGACGAAAGCAAACCGAAAAUUCACCAAAUAAAUGAGACCUCCGACGACGAAAAACUGAAAAACAGUCGAGGUAGGUUAUCAUCAGAGGAAGAUACAAAGAAAAUCCCAUGUCUAACUGCGUCUUUGGAAAAUCGAGCUUCAACAUCUCGUCCGAGUAUCUCCUCGGUUCAAGGGGACCAGUCCAUACAUCGUCCACACAAAUCAUUAGAAAGUAAUGCGGAGAAAAAACGUAAACCAAGUUCAUCUGUCGAGAAGAAAAAGAAAAACCGCAAACCAAAUUCAUCAUCUGACGAAGAGAAAAGGAAGGACCGUCGGUCGAGUUCAUCCUCGGAAGGGGAGAAACAGAAGAAUACCCGACCAAGGUCAUCAUCAGACGAGGAUAACGGGAAAAAUCACCGAACAAGUUUACCUUCAGAUGAAGAGAAGAGGAAUCAUCGCAAACCAAAAAACCGCCGACCAAGUUCAUCAUCACAUGAGGAGAAGAUGGAAAAUCGUCGACCAAGUUCAUCAUCAGAUGAAGAGAAAAGAAAGAAUCGCCGACCAAGUUUAUCAUCGGAUGAAGAGAAGAGGAAAAACCGCCGACCAAGUUCAUCAUCACAUGAGGAGAAGAGGGAAAAUCGCCGACAAAGUUUAUCAUCGGAUGAGGAGAAAAGAAAACAUUGCCGACCAAGUUCAUCAUCAGAUGAAGAGAAAAGAAAGAAUCGCCAAUCAAGUUCAUCAUCAGAUGAAGAGAAGAGGGAAAAUCACCGUCCAAGUUCAUCAUCAUCAGGUGAGGCGAAGAGGAAGAAAAGUUGUUCAUCAUCAGAGACAGAUAAAGACAUAGUUCGACGACCGAGUUCAUCAACGGGAGAAGGAAUGAUUCAACAUCAAAGUCAACACACGAACGAUAACAUGUCAGGAGUGUGGCGGUAUGAUGUCCCGGAGGCCCACCGACAUCAAGGUCACUCUGCUGUAGUAGCUAUAGACUUGGGGACAACAUACAGUGGAUAUGCUUACUGUUUCACGUCCGACCCAAAGCAGGUGUUUAUGAUGAGGAAAUGGGAGGGUGGGGAUCCUGGGGUUAUCAACGAAAAGACACCAACGUGUCUGCUGCUCACACCUGACCUCGCGUUUCACUCCUUCGGAUUUACUGCUCGAAAUGCCUAUCAUGACUUGGAGCCGGACGAUGCCAAUUCUUGGGUUUACUUCGAGAAAUUCAAAAUGAGGUUACAGACCGAAUCGGAAUUGGGUACAGACCUCAUUCUUGGUGCAAGUAACGGUCGACAACUGAAGGCUCUGUCUAUCUUCUCGCUGGUUCUCUCGUUCUUUAGAGAUCACGUUCUGCGAGAACUGAGUGACCAGUGUGGACGAAUUGUAAUGACCGAGGACAUCCGAUGGAUAUUGACUGUUCCUGCCAUCUGGCGACCGUCUGCUAAGCAGUUCAUGAGACAGGCGGCAUAUGAAGCUGGUCUUGUAUCCAAAGACUUUCCGGAACAGCUGCUUAUCGCUCUCGAACCGGAAGUGGCGUCAGUAUACUGCCGGAAGUUAAAGCGACACCAAAUUCUGACUGAUGUGCCGCGUCAUGCGCCCUGGAUGGGACAGCCAUUUAAAUGUUUGAAUAAGGAUUCGGCUGUAGAUGAUCACGUGCCUGAUAUGAAAUUUUUAACUCGAGAGCAGUGGAAAUCUCACGAUAGCUUGGAAAAAGUCAUGAAAGGUAUGAGGUAUAUGGUAGUGGACUGUGGUGGAGGAACAGUGGACAUCACGGUACACGAGCUGGACAGUUCCGGACAUCUAGGCGAGAUAUACAAGGCUAGCGGUGGAGCGUACGGAGCGGUCGGUGUUGACCGAGCCUUUGUUGCAUUGUUGGUCAGUAUAUUCGGCCACGCCUUCAUUGACCAGUACAAAAACAAAUGUCCAGCUGGAUGGAUUGAUCUCAUGAUGAACUUCGAGGCUAAAAAACGGUCCAUGUUCCCUUACAAAGCAUCACCCCUCAACAUAUCACUGCCAUUUUCAUUCAUCAACUUUUACAAAAAAUUCCACAAGCCAUUGCAAGGCAGUAUUGAACACGUGAUACGAAAGUUCCACGACAAGGACGUGCAGUGGUCGCCUCAGGGCAUGCUUCGACUGGCUCCGUACGCUAUGUUCCGUCUAUUUGUCCCAGUCCUUGACAAAAUCAAGUCAGCCGUUGGGGAUGUCCUCAACAACCCAGACGUCAAAGAUCUUAGGUACCUAUUUCUGGUCGGAGGGUUCGCAGAGUCUGCCAUCCUACAGCACGAGAUCCGGAAGGAGUUUGGCGAGCUCGUGAAUGUCGUGGUACCUUACGGGUCAUCUAUGGUCAUAUUGAAAGGGGCUGUCCAAUACGGUCUCCAUCCUGAGAUCGUAGCAGUGAGGCGUUCCACACAAACGUACGGUGUUGGAAUCCUUAACAAGUUCGACACAAAUAAACAUGUAGAUGAUAAGAAAGUCAGUCGUGGAGGACAAGAUUGGUGCACAGAUGUUUUUGAUACAUUCAUUGCCAUUGGUCAGCCAGUUGCCAUAGGAGAUGUCGUUCUGCGGAGCUAUACUCCAGCACAGUCUGACCAAAAGGUCAUUAAAAUUAACAUUUAUGUAAGUGACCUUAUAGACCCAAGCUACGUCACCGAGGACGGAGUCCGAAACUGUGGCUCUCUUACGCUCGACAUAUCGGAAGUAAUGUCUGAUGUCAUUCCGAAAACUAGAGAAAUACAAAUUCGAAUGCACUUCGGAGAAACCGAAAUCAAAGUCAGUGCGUUAGAUACCUCAAACGGUAGGCAUGCAAAAGUAGCCAUAGAUUUCCUUCAUAAUUAGUUAAGUAUUCUGUGGACAGAUUUUACAAUUAUCAGUCACUGUUAACGACAUAAUAACUGGUAAGUUUUCAUAUAUUUUGAGAAAAAACGGACGUUUUAAAAAUACAUGAAAAUUCGAAUUAUUUAGCAAUUGUUAACAUAUAUAUAGAUUGUAUAUUCAUUGUAUAUCUCAUUAUAAUAUCUACAUGUCAUUUAAAUCAUGUUGGCUGCCGGUAAGUUAUCUCUUGUGUAAAUUGUGAAACUAGCAACAUGUGAACGCGGCAGAAUUUUAUAAAUAUUAUACUCCUUAUGUUAAUCUGAGAUUUACAAACAAUUGAUAAAAAAAACUUUCUAUCGAGCACUGAUUUGUGCUGCUUAAAAUUGACCAAUAAUAUGAUUAUUCCUACGCGAACAUAUAUUAUCAUUGCCUAUCUCAAGAAAGUGGAUAGUGGGCUUCUUUACGAUUAAUUUGGCUUCGUAGAGUUUAGCAUGUGAUGUCACUGUAAUAGUUCAGCAUGUGAUGUCACUAUGACAGUUCAGUAUGUGAUGUCACUAUGAUAGUUCAGUUUGUGAUGUCACUGUGAUAGUUCAGUAUGUGAUGUCACUAUGAUAGUUCAGCAUGUGAUGUCACUGUGAUAGUUCAGCAUGUGAUGUCACUGUGAUAGUUCAGCAUGUGAUGUCACUGUGAUAGUUCAGCAUGUGAUGUCACUGUGAUAGUUCAGCAUGUGAUGUCACUUUGAUAGUUCAGCAUGUGAUGUCACUGAUAGUUCAGCAUGUGAUGUCACUGUGAUAGUUCAGCAUGUGAUGUCACUGUGAUAGUUCAGCAUGUGAUGUCACUGUGAUAGUUCAGCAUGUGAUGUCACUGUGAUAGUUCAGCAUGUGAUGUCACUGUGAUAGUUCAGCAUGUGAUGUCACUGUGAUAGUUCAGCAUGUGAUGUCACUGUGAUAGUUCAGUAUGUGAUGUCACUAUGAUAGUUCAGCAUGUGAUGUCACUGUGCUAGUUCAGCAUGUGAUGUCACUGUGAUUGUUCAGCAUGUGAUGUCACUGUGAUAGUUCAGCAUGUAAUGUCACUGUGAUAGUUCAGUAUGUCAUGUCACUAUGAUAGCUCAGCAUGUGAUGUCAUUAUGAUAGUUCAGUAUGUGAUGUCACUAUGAUAGUUCAGCAUUUGGUGUCACUGUGAUAGUUCAGCAUGUGAUGUCACUGUGAUAGUUCAGCAUGUGAUGUCACUAUGAUAGUUCAGCAUGUGAUGUCACUGUGAUAGUUCAGCAUGUGAUGUCACUGUGAUAGUUCAGCAUGUGAUGUCACUGUGAUAGUUCAGCAUGUGAUGUCACUAUGAUAGUUCAGCAUGUGAUGUCACUGUGAUAGUUCAGCAUGUGAUGUCACAGUCAUAGUUCAGCAUGUGAUGUCACAGUCAUAGUUCAGCAUGUGAUGUCACUGUAAUAGUUCAGCAUGUGAUGUCACUGUGAUAGUUCAGCAUGUGAUGUCACUGUGAUAGUUCAGCAUGUGAUGUCAAUGUGAUAGUUCAGCAUGUGAUGUCACUGUGAUUGUUCAGCAUGUGAUGUCACUGUGAUAGUUCAGCAUGUGAUGUCACUGUGAUAGUUCAGCAUGUGAUGUCACUGUGAUAGUUCAGCAUGUGAUCUCACUGUGAUAGUUCAGCAUGUGAUGUCACUGUGAUAGUUCAGUAUGUGAUGUCACUUUGAUAGUUCAGCAUGUGAUGUCACUGAUAGUUCAGCAUGUGAUGUCACUAUGAUAGUUCAGCAUGUGAUGUCACUAUGAUAGUUCAGCAUGUGAUGUCACUGAUAGUUCAGCAUGUGAUGUCACUGUGAUAGUUCAGCAUGUGAUGUCACUGUGAUAGUUCAGCAUUUGGUGUCACUAUGAUAUAUGCAUAAUAUGGCAAUAUAUUGUAGAUAUGAUAAAAUGCCAUUUAUUCACCAUAACUGUUGUACAGUCAGGCCACCAAUGUAUCAUUUGGUAAAUUUGAUAUUGUACAUACAUGUUUUACUUUAAACAUAGUUUAUAGAUUCCUUUUCAGAAUGAAAUGUGAUUAAUUCAAAUAUAUAUAUAUAUAUCAUAAAAGAAGAAAAUCAUGUGUCGGUGUACUCGUUUUUGAGCUUUUGUUGAUCAAAGAUUAGAGAAAUAAUAAUGUUUGAUUUGAUGUGAAUCCUGCUGUUUUGACCAUAUACACAACAAAUCAAAGCAAAAUCUUAAAAGUUAAUCAAGGGAAUGGACAAACCUAGCAUAUUCUUUUUAAAUUGAGUUAAAUUGAUCUAGCCAAUUAUUUUCAAUCCCAGUAGCAUUUAAGGUAGCCUCUACUUCUAGAUUUUGAAGGAUAAAACACCCUGUUUUCAUCAUUUUUGCUACACUUAACGCUUAAAAAGUUCUGCUGACCAACGUUUUAAGAUAGUUUGCAGAUCAAACGGGAAAGGUUUUUUCUUUCUCAAACUGAUGCAAACGUUUGUCCUGAACUAACAUUGGUUAUUUUUCAGUUUUUCGGGAAAAUAUUUUAAGUGUUCUAGAUACACUAAAAUGUGAAAAUAAAAUGCAAAAACCUGUGUAAUUCCCACCUUGUUGUUUACUAGUUUCAUUGUAUUGAACAUUGCAAAGUUUUACAGCAAACAUACAUUAGAAACAUUCACAAUUGUAAACGCAAUGAUGGUUUAUUGAAAACAGUUUAGUCCAAAGAUGUGUAAUUCAAGCCUUGCACAAAAUGUCAGAAACAGUAAUUUUCAAAAUGACAUCCAAAUGGACCAUUUUUCGAAAUUCUUCUAAAAACAAAUCUUCUUACAGAAGAAGUCUGAAAUUUUGACACAUUUUUCAGUUACAGUCUUGCUAUAAAACUGCCAUUUUUUGUUACAAAUUGCAAAAACUGUUUUAUACAAGACCGAAACGAGACUUCAACUAGGAUGAGAAACCUCAGAAAGGCAUAUCCUUAAGGGUCAUCUAUAUAGCAGAAUAGUGUUGAAUUUCAA